ACGAAAUUUGAAUUCUGCGUGAAGCCAACGAUUCAACGUUUUUUUUGUUGAUGAUCGUGAAAACAAAUUAUUUUGAAAAUUGUGUAUUUAGUGUAAGAUAUACGCAACUGCGUUGUGUAUAAGAUUUGUGCAUAAAUUGUAUGUUGAGUGCGAAAUUAUGACGUCGGAAAAGCCAAGCAGAAAGGACAAAAAUCAGAACAUUCAAGUGUUCGUUCGACUGAGACCACUGAAUCAGCGAGAACGAGACAUCAAGUCGCUGGGAGUGAUCGAAGUGGUAAACAACCGCGAGGUGGUUGUCCGACAGUCACAGCAGACCUCCCAUACUAAGAAGUUCACAUUUGACCGAGCUUUUGGCCCUCAUGCGAAACAGGUUGAGGUAUACCAGGAGGUGGUGAGCCCUCUGAUCGAGGAGGUCCUAGCCGGAUACAACUGCACAGUGUUCGCUUAUGGACAGACCGGCACGGGCAAGACCCACACCAUGGUGGGGGAGAAUACCGGGGACGAAACCACUUGGCAGAAUGACCCACUAGCCGGUAUAAUCCCCCGAGCCCUCAGCCAGUUAUUCGACGAGCUCCGUAUAUCAAACACGGAGUACACCGUCCGGGUGUCGUACCUGGAACUGUACAACGAAGAGCUGUUCGAUCUGCUCUCUACCUCCGAAGACAACUCCAAGCUGAGGAUCUAUGAAGACGUUACGAGGAAGGGAUCCAAUAUUGUUAACGGCUUGGAGGAGAUUACGGUAUACAAUAAGAAUGAGGUAUACAAGAUCAUGGCCCAAGGACAAGAGAGGAAGAGAGUCGCUUCUACGCUCAUGAAUGCGCAAUCUAGCCGCUCGCACACAGUGUUCACCAUCGUGGUGCACAUGAAGGAGAACAGCCCCGAGGGUGAGGAGCUCGUCAAGAUCGGCAAGCUCAAUCUGGUCGACUUGGCCGGCUCCGAGAACAUCAGUAAGGCGGGCUCCGACAACCCGGCGAAACGCGAGCGUGCACGAGAGUGCGUCAACAUCAACCAGUCGCUGCUCACUCUCGGCCGGGUCAUCACUGCGCUGGUGGAGCGCCACCCGCACAUCCCCUACCGCGAGUCAAAACUCACACGCAUCCUGCAAGAAUCCCUCGGCGGACGCACCAAGACUUCCAUCAUUGCCACCAUCUCGCCAGGACACAAGGACCUGGAGGAGACCAUGAGCACAUUAGAAUACGCUCACCGCGCCAAGAACAUCCAGAACAAGCCAGAAGUCAACCAGAAGAUGACCAAGAAGGCCAUUCUUAAAGAGUAUGCCGAGGAGAUUGACAGGUUGAAACGAGAUCUGCAGGCCGCGAGGGAUAAGAACGGUGUGUACCUAGCCAGCGAUACCUUCGCCGAGAUGACGCUCAAACAGGAGGAGCAGCGCAAGGAAAUCCAGGAGCUGCUCCUCAAGAAGCGCGCCAUGGAGGAGGAGCGCGACAAGCUCGGCACCGUCUUCCAGGACAUCAACCAGAAGCUGGAGCACGCGGGACACCAGCUCAACGACACCAAGAACCAGUUGAAUACGACCAAGGCCAAGCUCGCUGACACCAACAAUGUGCUUCAAACGACGAAGCUUCGGUUCGAGGAGCAACGCCACCUGGUGGUCGCUCAGCAGCAGACCGAGGCCGCGUUGGGGGCGCAGGCGCGCGCGCUUCUAGCCGCUGCCGACGCUGCUAGCAAGCACGCUUCAGCGCUGCACGAUACCGUCGACAAGCGCAGAAACGUGGAGUCAACCAACCUAGAAGUGACGCAGACAUUCCGCGCGGAGUCUGCGCAACAACGCGAGCAAAUAGCCGCCGGCGCACAGCACUUCACCGACUCACUGCUGCAAACUCUCAACGGGCUACACUCCACGCUUGACAAUUUUACUACGAACACAGUAGAAGCACAAGACCAGAAUAAGAACAAGUUGACCGAAUUAGUGCAGAAACUAGUCGACGCUACAGCUGAGAUUAAAACCCUAACAGCAACAGCCCAAGACAGCUUCUCCAAAGCCGCCGAGAACCACCGCGACCAGUUGCAACAAGCGCUACUAGUCCAUACACGCGAUUUGGAGCACUUCAUCAACUUGUUCGUAUCGGCGCUAUGGGCGCACACGCAUCGGAUGAAGGACGUAGAGAUAGCUAAAGACAUUGAGAAGUUUGUGGAGGAGUGGGUAAGUGGAUUUGUAAAUGUAAACCCAAUACACUGAACUGUCUCACCCGUG
Molecule: messenger RNA, 2212 nt
Organism: Ostrinia furnacalis (Asian corn borer)
Lineage: Eukaryota; Metazoa; Arthropoda; Insecta; Lepidoptera; Crambidae
Gene: Klp61F
Product: Kinesin-like protein at 61F
Exons: 13
Coding region: 158-2197 (679 amino acids)
Biological process (GO): mitotic spindle assembly; spindle elongation; microtubule-based movement
Cellular component (GO): spindle microtubule; nucleus; mitotic spindle
Molecular function (GO): plus-end-directed microtubule motor activity; ATP binding; microtubule binding
Source: RefSeq, a predicted model, not a curated record